AUGCCGUCGAAAUGCAAAGCCAUUGACCCUCGCUCGUCCUCAAUAUCCAAUGGCGACCCCUCUCCCGCACGUCACUGGCUAAUGAAAGCCGAACCAGACACCCGUCUCGAAAAGGGCAUCGACGUUGCGUUCUCCAUUGACCAUUUCGCCUCUUGCAAAAUCACCAAAUGGGACGGCGUCCGCAAUCCAGAAGCCAAAACCAUCAUGAAGGAGAGAAUGAAAUACAACGAUCCAGUCCUGUUCUACCACUCCAACACCAAAAUACCUGGUGUCGCAGGUCUAGCUCGGAUAUGCAGUAAAGAGAGCUACCCGGAUCCGUCAGCGUUUGAUCCCAAACAUCCGUAUUACCAUCCAAAGAGCGAUCCAGAGACUCCGAAGUGGUUUCUGGUCGAUGUUGAGUUCGUGGAGAAGCUCGAGAGACUAGUGCCGUUAGGGUUGCUACAGAAGCUAGCGGGGAAACAAGGCAAGUUGAGUAAGGAGGAGAGGGAGAAUGUGGGGUAUUUGACAGAUGAGCAGGUCGGGGCGAUAGCAGAAAUGGCUUUGCUGAAUAGGGCAAGGUUGAGCGUUCAACCUGUGACAAAGGAGGCGUUUGAGGCUGUGGUGCAGUUGAGUAGGAAGGGUGGAUGGGAUGGGUGGGUCGAGAAGUGGAAUCCGAAGACGGCGGGUUCGAAGUCUGCCGCUCAAGCGAAGGCGAAGAAGGAAGCACCCAAGACAGAGGCAGAUGAGCACGGGGACAAGGAUGUCAAAUCAAAGGCAACAAAGAAGAAGGCACCGGCAUCGAGCAAGACAAGCCAGGCAUCAACGAACAAGAAGACAAAGGUGGAGAAGGAGGCUGCAUCAGUAUCAAGCUCUGAUGGUGUGCGUCGUUCAUCACGUCGUCGAAGCGGAGCUUAG
Molecule: messenger RNA, 894 nt
Organism: Ustilago hordei
Lineage: Eukaryota; Fungi; Basidiomycota; Ustilaginomycetes; Ustilaginales; Ustilaginaceae
Exons: 1
Coding region: 1-894 (297 amino acids)
Cellular component (GO): nucleus
Source: RefSeq, a predicted model, not a curated record